Messenger RNA from Setaria italica (foxtail millet), 856 nucleotides. RefSeq lists its product as uncharacterized. Lineage: Eukaryota; Viridiplantae; Streptophyta; Magnoliopsida; Poales; Poaceae. The transcript has a single exon. Bases 280 to 633 code for a protein of 117 amino acids. The record is from RefSeq and is a predicted model, not a curated record.
CAAACCAGCAUUCCAAGGAGACCCAGCUCACCAUCUCGCAUCUCCCUCCCUCAGCUCGGCCUCGAUCCUCAUGUGCCAGCCAGGCACAAGACCACGGUCCCCCUUGCUUCCUCCCGCUUCCACCUCACUCCCUCAGCUCACCUCGCGGCCCACAGGCCAUAUAUACACGGACACACCCCUCCCCCUCUAUAGCCUCCUCGCAUUUGCCGCUUAACUCUGGACUCUGCCGCAAAGCUCAGAGCGAGAAAAAGAGAGCUGCAAGCAGCUUGCAGCAGUGCAAUGGCUGGCCGCUGCAGCCUACUGCCAUUGGCAAGGCUGCUUCUCCUGGUGGUGGUUCUUGGCGCUGUGCUUCACUGCAAUGGUGCCGUGGCCAGGCCGCUGCUGGGAAUCGCCGAGCCGCCGGCCUCGCCGGGCGCCGUGGCGGAGGGACCGGGGGACGAUGCUGCGCGGGCAGGGGCAGGCGGCAGGCCCGACCGUUCUGAGGCCGGCGGGGAGGUGAUCCUCGCGGGGUUCGCGGCUGCUGUCAUCAUCGUCGUGUUCUGCUACAUCAGGGUCACCAGGGAGAAGAGCAGCAGCGGCGGCGGCGGCGGUGUGGGAGAAGGAGAGAAGCAGGAAAGCUUAGGAGCGUUCUAAUGGACAGAUGAAGUAACUCUCGCAAAGAAAAAAGAUAGAUGUAGUAGUAGCAGAUGUUUGAGGGACUUGUAAAGAAGAGAGGGAGGGAGGGUUGUUGAUGUAGUUUAGCAGCUGUUUCAGGCUUGUCAGUUCGCUGAUCUCUGGUGUUUGUGCGUGUCGUGUAGAGAGAUGGCAACAGGUACAUAUCCGCUGAGCAGUGAUAUUCCAUACCCGCACCUGUGAA